Agelaius phoeniceus (red-winged blackbird) is the source of this 3468-nucleotide messenger RNA. RefSeq names its product PPARG coactivator 1 beta (gene PPARGC1B). Gene Ontology annotation, biological process: positive regulation of transcription by RNA polymerase II. Gene Ontology annotation, molecular function: RNA binding; transcription factor binding. Gene Ontology annotation, cellular component: nucleus. The record is from RefSeq and is a predicted model, not a curated record. NCBI's taxonomy places the organism in Eukaryota, Metazoa, Chordata, Aves, Passeriformes, Icteridae.
AUGGCGGAGCCGGGGCCGGAUUGCAGCUCUCUGCUCGACGAGGAUCUCUCCUCCUUCGUCUUCAGUUACCUAGCGGACAGCCAGUAUGAGGUGUCUGGAGAGGAGCACCUCUACUCGGACUUCCCCGAGAUCGAUCUGUCCCAGCUGGACGCCGGCGACCUGGACUCUGCUGGCUGCUUCAAUGAGCUGCACUGGGGAGGGGAGCACUCAGAGACCGACUCCAGCCAGUACAGCACCGACGACUCCGAGCUCUUCCAGAUAAUAGACAGCGAGAACGAAGCGCUGCUGGCAGCCCUGACCGAGACUUUGGAUGAUAUUCAGGGAGAUGACAUGGGCCUGGCUGCCUUCCGAACUAUGGAAGAGGGGGACACGCUCAGCCCUGCCACCACCUCACCUGCCCCCUCCCCCAAACCCACCGCCCCGGUCACGGGGGGCCCCCCGGCCCCCGAGGGUGAUGAGCUGUCUCUACUGAAGAAGCUGCUCCUGUCUCCAUCCCUUCCGAGCUGCGAGGCCCAGCGGGACGGGAGCGCCCGGCGCCCAGGGACCCCAAAGUCCCGGCCCCCACGGCCCUGCACUAAGGUGGAGGGUCCCCGGGACAGGAGGGCGAGCGUCCCGCAGGCUCAGAGCCGCAGCUGCACGGAGCUGCACCGGCACCUCACCUCCAGCACCUCCUGCUCCCAGACCAAAGCCCCCCAGGCACCUGAGGAGUGCCCCGGCAGCGGCCACCACCCGUCCCCAGGUGACUGCGCCCACCACGAGGACGACAGCGACUCCAGCGAGGACUCGCUGAGCUCCGGCGACUCGGCGGCCGCGCUGUCCUCGGCGGAGGACGGCCCGGGCAGCCAGUUCUCCUGCGAGGGGGAGCUGCACUCGGUGCUGGAGCUGAUCCGCUACAUGCACACCUACUGCCUGCCCCCUCGCAAGCUGCCCGCCCGCGACCCCGCCGAGGGCCGGCCCCAGCCCUGCAAUAGCCCCUACAAGAGAGCCAAACCGGACUGUGCCCCCGGGCAGAGCCGGCCGGGCUGCGCCUGGCAGGCAGCUGGCAGCUGCAAGAAACCCGCAGCGUCCUUCUCCAUCCUGAAGGAGCUGCUGGCGCGGGACCUGCUGUGCGAUGUGAGCAAGCCAUACCGCCUGGGCAAGCCCGUGUACGCUGCCCUGGCACGGCCGCCCGGCUCCUGCUCCCCCGUGCCGCCCGACGGGGACGAUGCCAGCGGGACUUGCACGUCCAGAGCCAGAGCAGAGAGGGGCGAGCCCCGGCAGGGCCCUGAGGCAGAGGCGCCGCGGGAGCUGGGGGCCCUUGAGGACGAUGCCGGGAGGCAGGAGGGGAAGGCGCCCCUCAAGCAGGACAGCGCUGUUUACACCGUGCGCCGCUCCAAGAGACUCAACCCCGAGCUCGGGCACUGGCUCUCCUUCCUUGAGGAGCCCCACGCCGAGCCCUCCGUGCCCCUGGGCUGCAGGGAGGCCGCGCCCUGCCCGGUGCUGGAGGGCUUCUCUGCCGAGGAGCCGGCGGCCGAAGUGGAGGUGGGGGGCACGGCCCCGUCGGCAGAGCCCCAGCCCCUCUGCCUGGGCUCCCUGGGGGAUGGAGAGGUGGCCACGGAGAGCCGGCGCUGUGCCAUCCUGGAGCAGACAGAAACACCCAGGUGUCUCACGCUGUCCUUGGCACAAACUGACCCAACCUUUGGGAAGAGAAACUUUGAGCCAAUGCUGACCGUGGAGCUGUGUGGGACAGCAGGUCUCACACCGCCCACCACUCCGCCAUACAAACCCGCCGAGGAGGACCUGUACAAGCCAGACAUCCCCCAGGAGGCAGGGAAGGAGGAGGGGAUGGCCCCCAGCCCCGGGGACGUGGCAGCCUCGCGGAAAGCCCCCAGGAAGCACCCGGAGAGGACGGAGCUGUUCGCCCACCUGAGCCGGGCGCGCCCGCUCCCCGAGCAGCAGGGCUUGCUCAAGCGGCCCUUCUCCCGCUCCUUCGGGGACCACGACUACUGCCAGGUGCUGAAACCCGAGCCUGCCCUGCAGAGGAAGGUGCUCAAGUCGUGGGAGCCCCCGAGCCAGGUGGAGACGGAGCACAAGAGGAGGGUCCCGGCCGCCCACUACCAGGGGCUGGAGCUCGGCAAGGACACGGGCACCGAGAUGCUCUGGAAGGACGGCGUCAAGCAGCUGAGAGACCAGGAGAUCAGAGCCAGCUUAACAAAGCACUUUGGCUUUCUGGACAGUGCCCUCGACGACGAGGACAUGGUCUUCUGCAAGACCCCCGAGUACGACACCGUCUUCGAGGACAGCUGCAGUGAGAGCGGCUCCCCCGUGGAGGAGGAUGAGGAGGAAGAGGAGGAGGAAGAGGAGGAGCACGGCAACUCCAAGCUGUGCCUGAGGAGAAGUGCCCUUUCCAGGAGCAGUUUGCAUUACUGCUCCCGGAGCAGGUCCAGCUCGGGCUCCUCGUGCUGCCGGUCACGGUCACCUGCCAGCAGACGCACCUUCAGGUGUGAGAACAGCGAGCAGUGUCAGGGCAGCAGCGGGCAGCGGGGCCAGCUGAAGAAGAGACGGGAAAAGGCCAUCGGGGAAGGCCGGGUGGUGUACAUCAGAAACCUCUCCAGCAGCAUGAGCUCCAGCGAGCUGAAGAAACGCUUCGAGGUGUUUGGUGAAAUCGUGGAGUGUCAGGUCCUGACCAGGACUAACAGGGGGGAGAAGUACGGCUUCAUCACGUACCGGUACUCCGAGCACGCCGCCUUAUCGCUGAAGAACGGCCCCUCGCUGAGGAAGAGGAACGAGCCCUCCUUCCAGCUCAGCUCUGGUGGCUUGGGGCGCUUCUUCUGGACCAGAUACUCUGACCUGGAUUGCGGCACGGACGAGUCCUCCCCAGCUCCGGUGAAAAGCAAGUACGAGACCAUGGAUUUCGACAGCUUGCUGCAGGAGGCCCAGCUCAGCCUGCAUCGGUAACAGCCUUAACCUUGGAGGAAUACCUCAAUACCUCAGUCAAGGCACUUCCAAUAUGUUUACGUUUUCAAAGAAAUUAUUCAGUCUAUGGCAAGCGAGAGAGCGAGAGAGAGCGAGAGCACGCCCGCGAGAGAGAGACUGCUGUCCCCUGAUCGAUGUUUACAUUGAACAAAGCUGCUUCUGUCUGUGAGUCCCCAUGGUGUUGAUGUCUCACUGCCACACGUUAGUCCCCCCUCUGCUUCUGACUGGUUGUUUUAGGGUGAGCCUAGGAGCCCCCCAGCCCCUCUUCCCCCUCCCAGCCCUACCCAUGCUCCCGCCGUGGAGUUGCAGCUGUGUUCACCAUAACAUUUUUUUGUCCGUAGUGUGUGAUGAUGAAAUUGUUCAUUGUGAAUAGAAUCAGGAUUAUAAACUAAUUUUUAAUAGAAGAAGAGAAGAAAAAAAAAAGUAUAUACUUAAAAAAAUGUAUUUAUGGCUCAGAUGUACUGUAAUUCAGAUUUAUUGUACCGCUUCCUUGAUUUUUAACUAUGCACUGUA